Messenger RNA from Budorcas taxicolor (takin), 635 nucleotides. RefSeq names its product 60S ribosomal protein L17-like. Bases 34 to 588 code for a protein of 184 amino acids. Gene Ontology annotation, molecular function: structural constituent of ribosome. Lineage: Eukaryota; Metazoa; Chordata; Mammalia; Artiodactyla; Bovidae. The transcript has a single exon. Gene Ontology annotation, cellular component: cytosolic large ribosomal subunit; ribosome. Gene Ontology annotation, biological process: cytoplasmic translation. The record is from RefSeq and is a predicted model, not a curated record.
UUUCCGGUAAGCGGCCUGAGGUGACUCCUAAAAAUGGUGCGCUAUUCACUUGACCCAGCAAACCCCACAAAAUCAUGCAAAUCAAGAGGUUCAAAUCUUCGUGUACACUUUAAGAACACUCGUGAAACCACCCAGGCCAUAAAGGGUAUGCAUAUCCGAAAAGCCACCAAGUAUCUGAAGGACGUCACGUUAAAGAAGCAGUGUGUGCCAUUCCGCCGCUACAACGGUGGAGUUGGCAGGUGUGCACAGGCCAAACAGCGGGGCUGGACUCAGGGUCGAUGGCCCAAAAAGAGUGCUGAAUUUUUACUACACAUGCUCAAAAAUGCAGAGAGUAAUGCUGAACUUAAGGCCUUAGAUGUAGAUUCUCUGGUCAUUGAGCACAUCCAAGUGAACAAAGCCCCCAAGAUGCGACGCAGGACUUACGGAGCUCACGGUCGGACCCACCCCUACAUGAGCUCUCCCUGCCGCAUUGAGAUGAUCCUUACUGAAAAAGAACAGAUUGCUCCUAAACCAGGAGAGGAGGCUGCACAGAAGAAAAAGAUAUCCCAGAAGAAACUGAAGAAACAAAAACUUAUGGCCCGGGAAUAAAUGCCACAAAAAAUAAACGCAAAUAAAAGUAAAAUUGUUGGUUGUCU